ACGCGGUCGCACCCUCGUGGACGGUAGAAGCGGCAGCGACCUAGAGCCCGCGUCGCAGUUCGCGGCCACGUAGAGGCCGGGCGAGCCCGGGCACCGGGACCCGGCCCAGGCUCGGCGAGCAGCUCUGCGCGCGGCUGGGGUCAUGGUAUACUGAAAAAGCACUCAAUCAAGAGAAAUCUGGGGGGAGCUGGAAACUAUCAAGUUAUUGAGGCCACACAGGGGGCAGAAAAGAUAGAGAUGUUGCUAUGAGGACAGAUUCAUCAAAAAUGACGGAUGUGGAGCCUGUGGUCAACAAUUUUGCAUCAUCAGCAAGGGCAGGCCGCCGGAAUGCUCUAGCAGACAUCCAGGGUUCAGCUGCCACGGGCGGAACCUCGGAGUUGCCCCUCAAACCGGAGGUCCUCUCCGGGAAGGAAGAUGUGAAAAAGAAAGAUAAAGAAACAGCACAAGACCAAUUGGAAAAGCCCAAAGAUGAAGGAAAAUGAAGGCUCAUUACCUAUCAAAAGUGCUGAAUUUCUGCACAUUGAAAGACUUAGUGGCUCUGCUUUCCUGAGAUGUUUGAUCUGGUAGUAACUAUGGUAACAUUGCUGCCCUAAGCAACAUGUGUGUACUAGAUAAUUUUGUUGUGACGCUACUCACUUGGAUUGCAACCGUGAUGUCCAGUGUAGGUUAUUAAAAGGCAGAUUACUUCCGAAUUGCACCCAAGAGAGAGGUUAAGAAUGCAUGGUCACUUAAAUACAUAUUGUCUAUAAACCCAACAAAAUCCAACGUUCUCUUUUGGAUUUCUUUAGCCAGAUAUAUUUUUAAUUCCAUUUUUAUGGUGAUGGGUAAGCCAUUUCUUGGUAAAUAUCAGCCAAACACUAUUAAUUUAAAACUUCAUGGGAUUUGUAGGAAAUUGUGGUUUUGGUGAGAAAGAAUGAUAGAAUAGUAAAAAAUGCAUCAAUAAAAGUAUGUUUGUUUUUAUCCAAAAAUGCACCAUUUUUUUCUCAAACCUUACAAAGAUUUGGAAAAAUAGUAAAAUUUGACAACUCAGACAUCUCUAGGAAGUUUUUG
Molecule: messenger RNA, 1050 nt
Organism: Balaenoptera ricei (Rice's whale)
Lineage: Eukaryota; Metazoa; Chordata; Mammalia; Artiodactyla; Balaenopteridae
Gene: PKIB
Product: cAMP-dependent protein kinase inhibitor beta
Exons: 4
Coding region: 246-482 (78 amino acids)
Biological process (GO): negative regulation of cAMP-dependent protein kinase activity
Cellular component (GO): cytoplasm; nucleus
Molecular function (GO): cAMP-dependent protein kinase inhibitor activity
Source: RefSeq, a predicted model, not a curated record